Messenger RNA from Gastrolobium bilobum, 669 nucleotides. RefSeq lists its product as uncharacterized. Bases 104 to 424 code for a protein of 106 amino acids. NCBI's taxonomy places the organism in Eukaryota, Viridiplantae, Streptophyta, Magnoliopsida, Fabales, Fabaceae. The record is from RefSeq and is a predicted model, not a curated record. The transcript has a single exon.
AAGGCAGUUGCUAUGACAAAAGUUAGAUACUCUUCAGGGUCUCCUCCAUUUAGUUAUUACCUUAAAAAAACCUUUUCUUUCAUCAAACACUUUGCAACAUUUCAUGGCUGGUCUUCAACAAUACAACUUCUUCCCAACAGAUUUGUUCUACCCUCGUCCUAAACCACAAACAUCUUCUGUUAAGCCCACAGUUCUUCCACUCCAAACCCCAAAUGUUGAAGAUGUUCAUCCCCAGACUCAGCAUCAGCAACAACAACCACAUAGGAGCAUGAUCAAAGCUACCCCUUCUUCUUCUUCUUCUUCUUCUUCUGCUGUGGUUUAUAGUCAGAAGAGACAAUCACAAUCUCUUGGUGGGGUUAAGGUAUCCAAAUUCUCCCCAAACCCUCUUUCCUGGGUGGUUUGGAUGACUGAAGACGAGGAAUGAAAUUAAAUUAAAUUAAAUGAAAUGACCUUUUCAUGUUUUCAACUCUGUAAAUUAUUUAAGGGUCUAACCCCUCUCUUUUUUUUCAUGCUUUUUCUCUACUUUCCAGGCUUAGAUUCUCUUCUUUAACCCUUCUUUUCAAUAGUUCUUUUUUUAUGAAUAUUUGAGUUAGUUUACACUACAGAGUGGGAAAGGUCUUACUCAUAGAAGAUGAAAAUCAAUAAAAUUGAAGCUUGUGAUGUUCUUCA